AUGGUCGCCGACGCGCUGAUUUACCACCCCACGGUGUCGCAUUACUUGAAGUUUGUCGCGACCACGGUCGGCCGCGACAAAGUGCUCCGCACUUUACAAUACUUCUCGCGCUUCCUCGCCUGGUACCUGUACCGCACGAACCACCCGCAGUCGACGAUCGCGCCCUUCGAGACGACCAAGAAGCAGUUCGGCGUCACGCGCAAGCUGCUGCGCGUGGGCAAGUUCGUCGAGCACUUCAAGGCCGCGGCGAUUGCGAGCGAUGCGAAGAGCAUGGAUCCGGUGCUGCGGUAUGCGGCGAUUGGACGGCAGUUGGGGUAUGCGGGGUAUAUGGUGCUAGAUAAUGCUACGGUGCUCGACGCCACUUCGAUCCGCAAAUUCCCCGCCUCGCAGCGCCUGCUGCGCGAAGCCUACCGCGCGUGGUUCGCCGGCAUAACCUGCAGCAUCGUGUCCUCGCUGUACGCGCUGUACCGGCUGCGCGAGCGGACGGCGCGCCUCAGCGAGAAGGACGGCGAGGGCGUCGUCGAGAAGAAGAAGGCGCAGCGCGAGGCCACCGCCGUCAAGAUCCAGCUCGUCAGCGACUUGUGCGAUAUCACGAUCCCCAGCGCCGCGCUCGGCUGGGUCGCGUUUGAUGAUGGGUUUGUUGGGCUGGCGGGGACGGUGAGUAGUUUGCUGGGGGUUUAUACGCAGUGGAAGAAGACGGCGUAG
Molecule: messenger RNA, 705 nt
Organism: Trematosphaeria pertusa
Lineage: Eukaryota; Fungi; Ascomycota; Dothideomycetes; Pleosporales; Trematosphaeriaceae
Product: peroxisomal biogenesis factor 11
Exons: 3
Coding region: 1-705 (234 amino acids)
Biological process (GO): regulation of peroxisome size; peroxisome fission
Cellular component (GO): peroxisomal membrane
Source: RefSeq, a predicted model, not a curated record